AUACAGGGAAACGAAGCAGACAUCGUCCUAGUCUCUGUCGUCCGGUGCCGCGACCCCGGGUUCCUAUGCUCCGACCAGCGAAUGAAUGUCAUGCUCAGACGAUGUCGACGAGGUCUUGUUAUUAUCACGAGCCGCAGUUUCCUCUCGGGACCCGGGCAGUCAACCCUCGUCGGGAAACUAGCUCGU
Molecule: messenger RNA, 186 nt
Organism: Guyanagaster necrorhizus
Lineage: Eukaryota; Fungi; Basidiomycota; Agaricomycetes; Agaricales; Physalacriaceae
Exons: 1
Source: RefSeq, a predicted model, not a curated record